Drepanopeziza brunnea f. sp. 'multigermtubi' MB_m1 is the source of this 2394-nucleotide messenger RNA. RefSeq lists its product as uncharacterized. Gene Ontology annotation, molecular function: beta-glucosidase activity. Gene Ontology annotation, biological process: glucan catabolic process. The record is from RefSeq and is a predicted model, not a curated record. Lineage: Eukaryota; Fungi; Ascomycota; Leotiomycetes; Helotiales; Drepanopezizaceae.
AUGCUUUACUCCUUUCUCAUUACAGCGGCUGCUAUCCUCGCACCAGCUCUUGCGGUGGUCCAACCUCUGAACACCACUAUCCUUGGACGAUAUGGCCACUCUCCACCAGUCUACCCUUCCCCGAAUACCACUGGCCUCGGUGGUUGGGAAGAGGCCUUGGUCAAAGCAAAAAACUUCGUUGCCCAACUGACCCCAGAGGAGAAGGCGAACAUGGUGACAGGACGUCCUGGGCCGUGUGUAGGUAACAUCCUUGCCAUUCCCCGUCUAGGCUUCUCGGGCAUGUGUCUUCAAGAUGGUCCUCUGGCCAUCCGUACCGUGGAUUACGCGAGUGUUUUCCCAGCUGGAGUUACCACUGCUGCGUCUUUCGAUCGCGAAUUAAUGUAUGAGCGAGGGGUCGCUAUGGGUGCUGAGUUUAGGGGCAAAGGAGCUACAGUUGCGCUGAGUCCCGUCGCAGGCCCUCUCGGUAGAUCGGCUUAUGCUGGUCGCAAUUGGGAAGGUUUCUCCCCAGAUCCAUACCUCACCGGCGUUGCCAUGGAAGAGACGAUUAUCGGCCUCCAAAGCAACGGUCUCCAGGCCUGUGCAAAGCACUGGAUCGGCAACGAGCAAGAAACGCAGCGAAAUCCAUCCUACGUCAACGGCUCUAUUUUCCAGGAAUCUAUCUCCGCCAACAUUGACGACCGAACCAUGCAUGAGUUGUACAUGUGGCCAUUCGCAAAUGCCAUCAAAGCUGGCGUUGCAAGUAUAAUGUGCUCUUAUCAACGUCUCAACGGAUCAUAUUCUUGCGAGAAUUCCAAGUCUCUCAAUGGAUAUCUUAAAGGGGAACUUGGCUUCCAAGGUUAUGUUAUGUCCGAUUGGGGUGCAACCCACUCCGGCGUUGCUUCGAUUGAAGCUGGCUUGGACAUGAACAUGCCUGGUGGACUGGGCUCGUAUGGUAGCACCUUCGGCGAAGCAUCCGACUUUGGCGGGAACGUCACCCUGGCAGUCAACAACGGCACUCUCGCUCAAUCGAGAGUAGACGACAUGAUCACUCGUAUCAUGACCCCUUACUUCUUCCUCGGCCAGGACAGGGACUACCCGUCUAUCGACCCCUCUUCCGCAGACCUGAACACCUUCUCUCCGAAAGACACCUGGUUUACUGAGUGGGUUCUAAACGGCACCCGCAGCCGUGAUGUACGCGCCGACCACGGCGAUCUCAUUCGCAAGCAUGGCGCUUCAUCCACUGUCCUGCUCAAGAACGUCAACAACACUCUCCCCCUUCAAAAGCCCAAAUCUAUCGCAGUGUUCGGAAACGACGCAGGCGAAGAUUCACAAGGCUUCUACAAUCAAGAAAAUUUUGAAUUCGGCACACUUGUCGCUGGCGGUGGUUCCGGCACCGGGCGCUACACAUACUUAAUCACACCCCUCGAAGCCAUUAAAGCGCGUGCCAAAGCUGAUGGCUCCCUCAUCCAGCAAUGGCUCAACAACACCCUCAUCGCAAGCAAAGACAUCGCCACGCUCUCCAUCCCUGAACAGCCAGACGUCUGCCUUGUCUUCCUCAAGACCUGGGCCGAGGAAGCUGCCGAUAGGCAAUCGCUCGAACUCGACUGGCAAGGAAACCAAGUCGUCGAAUCCGUUGCCUCUUUUUGCUCCAACGUCGUCGUGGUCACGCAUUCCUCCGGCAUCAACGACCUCCCGUUCGCCAGCCACCCCAACGUAACCGCCAUCCUCGCAGCCCACUACCCGGGCCAGGAGUCCGGCAACUCCAUCGUCGACAUCCUCUACGGCGACGUCAACCCCUCCGGCAAGCUGCCCUACACCAUCGCCCUCUCGAACGACGACUACAACGGCCUCCCCACCACCGCCGUUAACGACACCAGCCCCGACGCCUGGCAGGCCUGGUUCGACGAGAAGCUCGAGAUCGACUACCGCCACUUUGACGCCCGCAACAUGUCGGUGCGCUACGAAUUUGGCUUCGGCCUCUCGUACACCAACUUCUCCCUCGCCGACACUGCCAUCUCCAAGCUCGCGGAUAGUAGCGCCAUCGCUGCCGCUGCGCCGCCCGCUGCUGCUGCCGCCUCACCCGGCGGUAACCCGGCGCUGUGGGACGCUCUCUACACCGUCGCCGUCACGCUGACGAACACGGGCACAGUGGCCGGCGCCGAGGUACCGCAGCUGUAUCUCUCUUUCCCGGCGACCGCUCCGCCCGGCACGCCGCCAAAGCAGCUCCGCGGGUUCGAGAAAGUCUUCCUGGCUGCGGGUGCGAGCGCGCGGGUUGGUUUUACGCUGAUGCGAAGGGAUCUCAGCUAUUGGGAUGUGGGCCGCCAGGACUGGAUCAUUCCGUCGGGGGCGUUCAGGGCCAGUGUUGGCUUUAGCAGUCGGGAUCUUGUGGUUUCGGAGGGGUUUACUGUUCUGUAG